CCGGGGGGCCAGACGGACGAGCCCCUUUUUGGCCCCCUCCUUCUCCUCCCUCCCAGCUCCCUCGCCGACAGGCCAGCAAAGUGAGCAGUCGGAGGGCGCCUCGGGUCCACCUGCCCGACGUAAUCUAUGAUCAGCUCGGUGUGUGUCUCCUCUUACCGCGGGCGCAAAUCGGGGAACAAGCCCCCCUCCAAAACAUGCCUGAAGGAGGAGAUGAGCCGAGGGGAAGACUCGGACAAGAUCACCAUCAACGUGGGCGGCACCCGGCAUGAGACCUACAAGAGCACCCUGCGCACCCUGCCGGGCACCCGCCUCGCCUGGCUGGCCGACCCGGACGCCCAGAGCGCCUUGGACGCCGCCGACGGCCAGAGCCAAGAGGUCUUCUUCGACCGCCACCCGGGCAUCUUCUCCUACGUGCUCAACUACUACCGCACGGGGAAGCUCCACUGCCCGGCCGACGUGUGCGGGCCCCUCUUCGAGGAGGAGCUGGCCUUCUGGGGCAUCGACGAGACCGACGUGGAGCCCUGCUGCUGGAUGACCUACCGGCAGCACCGCGACGCCGAGGAGGCGCUGGACAUCUUCGAGGCGCCCGACCUCAUCACCGGCGAGCCGCCGCCGGACCCGGACGAGGACGAGCUGGCCGCCAGGCGCCUGGGCAUCGAAGACGUGGGCGCGGUGGGCGCCUCCUCCUCCUCGUCCUGCGCCAACGGGUCGGCCCUCGACGGCAGAGGUGGCCGGUGGAGGAGGCUCCAGCCCCGCAUGUGGGCCCUCUUCGAGGACCCCUACUCCUCCCGCGCCGCCCGGUUCAUCGCUUUUGCCUCUUUAUUCUUCAUCCUACUUUCAAUUACGACCUUUUGCCUCGAAACCCAUGAAGCAUUCAAUACCAUCAAAAACAAAACAGAACCAACGAUCAAUGGUAGUGAGGUAGUUCUGCAGUAUGAAAUAGAGACGGAUCCUGCGCUGACAUAUGUCGAAGGAGUCUGUGUGGUGUGGUUUACCUUUGAAUUUUUAGUCCGUGUUGUUUUUUCACCCAACAAAAUUGAGUUUGUCAAAAACCUCUUGAAUAUCAUUGACUUUGUGGCAAUUUUGCCCUUCUACCUAGAGGUAGGCCUCAGUGGGCUCUCCUCCAAAGCUGCUAAGGAUGUGCUUGGUUUCCUCAGGGUGGUGAGGUUUGUGAGAAUCCUGCGAAUCUUCAAGCUCACCCGACAUUUUGUCGGCCUCAGGGUGCUGGGUCACACGCUCCGAGCAAGCACCAAUGAGUUUUUGCUGCUGAUCAUAUUUUUGGCAUUAGGAGUGUUGAUAUUUGCCACCAUGAUCUAUUACGCUGAGCGAAUUGGCGCCAAACCCAACGACCCAUCAGCUAGUGAGCACACAGAGUUUAAAAACAUCCCCAUUGGUUUCUGGUGGGCUGUGGUCACCAUGACCACUCUGGGAUAUGGAGACAUGUAUCCAAAGACUUGGUCAGGCAUGCUAGUGGGGGCUCUGUGUGCUUUAGCUGGGGUGCUGACCAUAGCCAUGCCUGUGCCUGUUAUUGUCAACAAUUUUGGAAUGUAUUAUUCUCUGGCCAUGGCAAAACAGAAGCUUCCAAGAAAGAGAAAGAAGCACAUCCCGCCUGCUCCUCAGGCAAGCUCCCCUAUAUUUUGCAAGACAGACUUGAAUAUGGCCUGCAAUAGCACACAAGGGGAAGUCUGCCUGGGCAAAGAUAACCGGCUGAUGGAACACAAUAAAUCAGUGUUGUCAGGUCAAGACAGUACAGAAAGUGAGCAGCCACUGUCACCUGUGGAAAGGCUCCCACCAAUCAGACGCUCUAGUACCAGAGACAAAAACAGAAGAGGGGGAACCUGUUUCCUACUGACAGCAGGUGAUUACGCGUGUGCUACUGAUGGAGGGAUCAGGAAAGAUAACUGCAAAGAGGUUGUCAUUACUGGGUACACGCAAGCAGAGGCCAGAUCUCUUUCUUAAUGGCUUGGGGAAGGCACAAAACAUGAAAGAAAGGUAAACGCCAUCCAGGCUUGCAAUUUUAAGGUAGCAAGUACUGCUUGGUCCUAUAGUAAUUUAUCUCCUCCAGGGUUCUUCAACAUUUUCAGAAGUCAACUGAAAAGCAGAAAUGAGAAUUACAUUAGAAGGUUUCCCCCCUUGGUUUGAUGUAGAAGUAGGAGGGCAGUAGAUUUUUCAGAAGGGGUUUUUGACCAGCCUUAAACCUCUGAGUCCAAAGCUUUCACUACUAAUCCCCCUGAUCAAUGUUUCUCUCUAUCUUUUCCUUUAAAUGCUUUGUCCUAUAUGUUGUUUUUGUCUGCCUGCCUGCGUGUCUGGCUACCUGUCUGUAUUUUUCAUCUGUCUCCAUAACAAAGCACAAUUGCCUUCUUAAAAAAUGCUCUCUUCAUACAAGAUUAGCUGCUAAAAUCAUUUCCCUUUGCCCACUUUUUGAUCUAUGUUAUCUAUGCAUAUCUCAAGAAAAAGCUGAUAUCCUUUUAGUGGACACUUCUUUGGUUUUUUUUUUUUUCAAAUGUGGGGUUUAGCAAUGGUUUUGCCAUUUCAGUAGGGAUGCUGUUUCAAUCCCACUCCUUAGCAAUCUGCAUUCAUUCAUUGAUUCCCUACACUGCCUUUUUCUUUACUAUGAAACAGAAAAGCCUUGUUGAUGCAAUACCAUGAAUGCAGUCGCAAAUAGGAUGUUUUGGGCUGGUGAGGAAAAACACCCAACAACAUGAAAGCCUUAGAAAUUUUACAAAAGAAAGAAAAAUAUAGAGAUACUUGAGAUUGUUGAAAAAUCCCUGAUUUUUAUAUGUUUAUUUUUGUUAGAAAAAAGAAAGUCUAUUUAACCAUGUAAUAUACUGCUCUGUAUAUAGGCUAGCAUGAGCUGCAUGUGAAAAUAUCUUGUACUUACAUUUCUGAUAUUUAGAGAUGUUCAUUGAUUUAGUUUUGGCAAAGAGCACUGACAGCUAGAGAUUAGUGCAAUGUGUAUAUACUUAAGAUGCAAAUUGCUUCUCAAGAAGGAAUUAAUAUCUGGUGCUGCUGUUAUUGGCUACAGUGUUAUACAGAAUUUAUCAUGGAUUUUUGACUGCUGAAAAAGGGACAAUGGAAUUUAGCCAUACCAAGGACUGUACUGGAAAGAGA
Pogona vitticeps (central bearded dragon) is the source of this 3111-nucleotide messenger RNA. It is a transcript of the gene KCNC2, whose product is annotated as potassium voltage-gated channel subfamily C member 2. Gene Ontology annotation, biological process: protein homooligomerization; potassium ion transmembrane transport; action potential. Gene Ontology annotation, cellular component: postsynaptic membrane; dendrite membrane; voltage-gated potassium channel complex. NCBI's taxonomy places the organism in Eukaryota, Metazoa, Chordata, Lepidosauria, Squamata, Agamidae. The record is from RefSeq and is a predicted model, not a curated record. Gene Ontology annotation, molecular function: protein binding; delayed rectifier potassium channel activity.